AUGAGGUUCUUUAGUCCAAGUACCUACUUGAGACACGCUCCUGACAAAGUGGAAGCAGCCUACAAGGUAUUUCAAAAAGUGGGCGUUGACAAGGUGACGACGAAUCUCUUCGAUAGCAGUGCGUAUCGCAAGUGGUCGAAUUAUCUGGACAAAGCUUUUCCGAACGAGUUCAAAAGAGUGGCACAGCUUAAGGUGGUGGUACUGGUGGAACACGGACAGGACACACUAAUCAACUCAAUUUUAACUGCUCAGGUUGGCAAAGGUGAAUUACCUUUUACCGUUUACUUUGAAGACGCGUUGAUAGAGAUUCUUGCCAACGCCAAGGGUGUUCAAAAAGAAUUUGCUGAUCGUCUUGACGACGCACUGUUCAACUAUAGUAAAUAUUUGCAGAAAUUACACGGUGGCCCAAAGGAUCUUAGAUGGAAAAAAUACAAGAGCAUUGGUGAUCGAAUAGAAGGUAAACUCUUCUUUGAACUGACUACCAGCAACACGAAGAAUCUGGUUGACGAUGAUGUUGCUCAUCCAAUAUUGUCAUCUAAACGGGAGGGUAGAAGAGAGCCCCAUCUCUACUUGAGAGACGCCUAUAAUCCUGAUGAAGCAGCUACCAUACUACUAAUGAAUGCCCACGUUGACAAGGCAAAGGGAGAUCUUUUCACAAGCCAUGAGUUCCAAACUUGGUCAAAAAUUAUUGUGGACGCCUUUCCAGAAGACCUGAGACUAAGGGCUAUCAUCAUGGAUGCCGCACUACAGAAUCUCGACCGCAAAAGACUGGUCGACGCCAUUUCGACUGCUCAGCUUGUCAAUGGCAAAUUACUUUUUGAUGAUUACUUUAUAGACGAGUUGCUGGUUCAUAGCGAAUAUUUUGAAUCAUCGCUGUUUCGACUCAGUGAGAAUUUACAAUCGAGAGGUGGUGACUCAAGGACUAUUGGUGAGCAACUAGGAGGUGGACUCCUUGUUCGACACUUUGGCACUCGGCGACUACUUGACGUCAUUAAUUUACCUAACGUUCAAAAAUGGUACUUUUCUCUGCCUAAAAAGGAGGGAAAAACUGCUGCCAGCUUUUUAUACCAUCGUUUGGAGCGACAAAGGAUCAAAUUUGAUGCCAUUGGUGAUGCGUACCUUAAUGCUGAAGGCGGUGCCGCUAAAAAAAUGAUGAAAGAAGUAGUUGAACAUGUAUUGGAAUUACGAAUGAAGACACUAAUGCUGGAAAAAGCGAUCGUCGCUCGGAGCUCCGAAUUCGACCGUUGGGUAGCAAACGCAGUAUCUUUGAAUGCUGACGUUGCCACGUCUGUGUUGCCCACAUUGCAGAAGUUUUUAUCGAACGAGAAGAUUGUUUUUUAUUGUGCUGAUGCCAGACCUUCUAGUAAGGAGGCAAAAGCCCUUGUAAAAGAAAUACAGAAGGCGAUCAAGCCGUCAAAGACAUAA
Molecule: messenger RNA, 1425 nt
Organism: Plasmopara halstedii
Lineage: Eukaryota; Oomycota; Peronosporomycetes; Peronosporales; Peronosporaceae
Exons: 1
Coding region: 1-1425 (474 amino acids)
Source: RefSeq, a predicted model, not a curated record